AUUUAUGUUUAAUAUUUUGAAGUUGAAUUCUGAUAUUUAUGUUUAGUAUUUUAAUUUUUAAUAGUUAUUUCUAGAGAUUUAGAAUUUGAAUAUUAUAUAAAAAAAUGUUAAAAGAAAUUGGAAAAAAACACAAUUUUUAGAAUACAAUCAAACCGGAUAUCCGAGAUCCGACCCGGUUGAUCCGGGUCACAAUUUUGGGUACCAAAAAAGCAGGUACCCGGAUUUCCGAAUCCGGGUUGACCCGGUACUCGGUUUUGAACACCCCUACCUCUUCUUUCUAUUCCCAUUGUUCUGCAAUUCGUAUUCAAAUUUCUUCAUCAAUUAGAAAUUAGAGAUCAACAAAAUCAGCUCAAAUUCAGAUCAAAACAUUUUCAAAACUAACCCAGAUUAUUGGUGCAAUAGAACUAUUUGUGCUUGGAAUAUGAGUACUCUGGCGCUUUCUGGGGGGGGGAAUUUACUCACUGGGUUUACCAAGCUCUGCAAAGGGCUUGCCGUAGUGCUUGUUGGUGGCCACAUUGUUGUUCAGCUGUUUCCUCCUGCGGUUACUUAUCUUGCUCUUAUUCCUGCAAGAACCAUUCCUUUUGCCUGGAACCUCCUAACAGCUGGUUAUGUUGAACAAACAAUAUAUGGGGUGGUUGUUAGUGUAUUUGCUCUGCUUUUCAUUGGAAAGCUACUUGAACCAAUCUGGGGUCCUAAGGAAUUUGUGAAAUUCAUCUUUAUCGUCAACCUGCUCACUUAUAUUUGUGUCUUCAUUACAGCAAUUGCUUUGUACUUUGCAACUAGGGUGGAAGCUUACCUUUAUAUGCCAAUCUCUGGCUUCCAUGGAGUGCUUUCAGGAUUCUUGGUUGGUAUAAAACAAAUUGUCCCAGACCAGGAACUUUCUUUGUUCGGCAUUGCAAAAGUUAAAGCUAAGUGGCUGCCAUCUAUAAUGAUUCUUUUGUCCGUCACUGCAAGCUUUUUCUUGGCAGAAUCAGCGGCUUACCUUCCCAUGUUAAUGUUUGGUACAUAUAUGAGUUGGAUCUACCUAAGAUACAUGCAGAGAAGACCAGAAACCAACUUCAGUGGUGAUCCAAGUGAUGAAUUUGCAUUUGCCACGUUUUUCCCAGAAUUUUUAAAACCUGUGAUUAAUCCUAUUUCUUCUAUUUUCCACCGAAUGUUCUGUGGAAGAUCUGAAGCUAAUGAGGCCAAUGGUUAUGUCCUGGGAGGAACUCCCCUUCCCGGAUCCGAUACUUUUGAGGCUUCAAGACGAAGAGAAAGAGGUGCUCGAGCACUAGAAGAAAGGCUGGCUGCUGCAAAAGGCGACGAUGGAUCACACGUAGAUGCCUCUGAGGAAGUAUAAAUGUGAGUCUGUGACAAUGUUUUCAGCAAGUUGCUAAUUGGUUGUGUCAAUGUAGUAUGAGAUGGAUUCCUUGAUUUUAAAGAAGCAACAUUGUCAAACGUUUUGACUCCGAAUGAUAAACUUCAUUACUCUGGUUUUCGUGGUAUAAUCUUCUAUGGGAAUACAUGUUGAUAUCAGAUCCAUCAGAACACCUCCAAAUUGUUCGGGAAAAACUUGGAAUGACGGGGAACUUCAUAUUUGAGUUGAUUUUACAAACUGUACUAGUCCACAGUGUUUUAAUAUGUUUUUGAUGGACGCUUUGCCAAUUCAUUGAUAUUUUGUUAGCAUGAUAUAGGUGUUCAAACAAAGGUUUCUCUGCCUUUAUAGAGCAAGAUAAUAUUUUCCAAUAUUGAUAUUUUGUUGUUAGCAAGUUGGUUUCAUUUAUUUGUUGAUU
Molecule: messenger RNA, 1772 nt
Organism: Amaranthus tricolor (Joseph's coat)
Lineage: Eukaryota; Viridiplantae; Streptophyta; Magnoliopsida; Caryophyllales; Amaranthaceae
Product: rhomboid-like protein 19
Exons: 9
Coding region: 422-1339 (305 amino acids)
Biological process (GO): retrograde vesicle-mediated transport, Golgi to endoplasmic reticulum
Cellular component (GO): membrane; Golgi apparatus
Source: RefSeq, a predicted model, not a curated record